ACCUACAAGCGCCUUAAAUUCAGCAGGGGUGUCUGGCAUGGCGCAGCGGCCAACUGGGUGAAGGCAGAAAAAAAAAUCCGCCAGGAGGAAGGAUGCUGCACUGAGGCUGCCGGGGUUUCUUUCUCCUCUCAACACGCUCCGUUUUUACAGGCGAAAUCUGCACAGUUGCAAGCGGCUGGACGCCGCUCGGCUCUGCCCCGCUCCCCCUCUGUGGUCGGUCUCAGAUAUAUUGGCGCCCCCCUCCCUCCUUAAUCUGCCCAGAUUGUCGGCGACUUGCUGCAGUCGAUGCUGCAGUUUUGAAGCCGCUCCUGCGCCGGGACAGCUGACUCAAUGAGAAAGACAUGCUCGCAUUCGUGUUGGUCUCUGGCUCGCUCUGGAUCAUAUUAGAGCUCAGUUCCACCCUGAUGGAGAAGAUGCAGGCCCAGGAGAUGAUGAGUGGCCUGAGGAUACCGGAGAUCAACGAUCUUGGACAGCUGUUCCGCUCGCUGCCGACCUCCACGCUGGUGGGCAUCGGCGCCCUGACCGCCGUGCUGGCCUACUGGCUGGCCACCAGACCCCGCCCCAUCAAGCCCCCCUGCAGCCUGCAGCACCAGUCGGAGGAGGUGCCGCAUGAAGACGGAGGCCGCAGGUCCAUGAUGGGAGACCCGUCCAAGCUGCUGGCGCAUUACCAUGACGACGCCAGGACCAUGUACGAGGUCUUUCAGAGAGGCCUCCAUAUAUCCGGUGACGGGCCUUGUCUCGGCUCCCGGCUCCCAAACCAGCCUUACAAAUGGAUGUCCUACAAAGAGGUCACGGCCCGGGCAGAGCACCUGGGUUCGGGGCUUCUGCACCAGGGCUGCCAGCCCAACCCCAACCAGUUCAUCGGCGUUUUCGCUCAGAACAGACCUGAGUGGAUCAUCUCAGAGCUCGCCUGCUACACCUACUCCAUGGUGGUGGUUCCCCUUUACGACACACUAGGUCCAGACGCGAUCCGGUUCAUCAUUAACACUGCGGACAUCUCCACAGUCAUCUGCGACAAGGCAGAGAAAGCUCAGGUGCUGUUGGAAAACGUGGAGCGGAAGGAAACACCGGGCCUGAGGAGAAUCCUCCUGAUGGAUGCCUUCGACCAGGCCCUGGUGGAGCACGGGAAAGGCUGUGGUGUCCACGUGCAGGCCUUGCAAGAAGUGGAGGCUCUAGGCAGAGAGAACUACAGAAAACCAAUACCACCAGCACCAGACGACCUGUCUAUUGUGUGUUUCACCAGUGGAACCACAGGAAACCCGAAAGGGGUCAUGUUAACCCAUGGGAACGUGGUGGCUGAUUUCUCCGGCUUCCUCAAAGUAACAGACAAAGUAAUUUUCCCCAACCAAGACGAUUGCCUCAUCUCCUUCCUCCCAUUGGCUCACAUGUUUGAGAGGCUCAUUGAGUCUGUGGUGUACUGCCAUGGGGGCCGGAUCGGCUUCUAUCAGGGAGACAUCCGUCUCCUGUCAGACGACAUGAAGGCUCUACGGCCGACCAUUUUCCCCGUGGUGCCUCGACUACUCAACCGCAUGUACGACAAGAUUUUCAGCCAGGCAAACACUCCGCUGAAGCGUUGGCUGCUCAACUUUGCUGCCAAGAGAAAAGGUGCGGAAGUGAGCAACGGCAUCAUUCGCAGCGACAGCAUCUGGGACAAGAUCUUCUUCAGUAAGAUCCAGGCCAGCCUGGGAGGAAGGCUGAGGAUGAUAAUAACAGGAGCAGCUCCUACCUCACCCAGUGUCCUGGGAUUCCUCAGAGCAGCCCUGGGAUGUCAGGUGUACGAGGCGUAUGGCCAGACAGAGUGCACAGCUGGCUGCACCUUCACCACACCGGGAGACUGGACUCCAGGUCAUGUGGGGGCCCCGCUGCCAUGUAACCUCAUCAAACUGGUGGACGUUCCUGAGAAGAAUUACUUUGCCUCAAAGGGAGAGGGCGAGGUUUGUGUCAAGGGACCAAACGUGUUUAAGGGUUACCUUAAAGACCCAGAGAGGUCGGCCGAGACCCUGGAUCCAGACGGCUGGCUCCACACCGGAGACAUCGGAAAAUGGUUGCCUAAUGGCACGCUGAAGAUUAUUGACAGGAAAAAGCACAUCUUCAAACUAGCGCAGGGUGAGUACAUCUCUCCCGAGAAGAUCGAGAACAUCUACAUCAGGAGCGAGCCUGUGGCACAGCUUUACGUUCACGGAGACAGUCUGCAGUCCUGUUUGGUCGGUAUUGUGGUUCCCGACCCUGAAGUCAUGCCUGAGUGGGCCAAGAAGAAAGGCAUACUGGGCACGUACAAGGACCUAUGUAAAAACACGGUUUUGAAGAAGGCAAUCCUUGAUGAUCUGGUGCGUCUGGGCAAAGCGAGCGGCCUCCACUCUUUUGAGCAGGUGAAAAACAUCUACAUCCACAAUGAAAUGUUCUCCAUUCAAAACGGCCUCCUGACUCCGACACUAAAGGCCAAGAGGCCGGAGCUGAAGGAGGUCUUCAAGGGGAAGAUCGAGGAGCUGUACAGCAGUAUCUCCAUGUGAAGGCCACCGGACCUCAUUUCCCUUCAAGCAUCCCAACAAAGAGUUCUGCUUUGAGCUGCAGUGAGACAAAGAUGUCACCUGAGGCUUAAAAUGCUUUAGCAAAAAAAAAAAAAAAAAAAAAAUUAAAAAUCUGGGCCCGACUGUGAAGGAUUGAAAAUGCCUCAAGAAAAUCCAAUCAACCCUUUCGUGCGUGCGGGAUCGUGAUGGUGUGACGUUCAGCCAUCAUGGCAUCAUUUCAGAGGCUUCUCUUAAAGCAUGCAUGAAAGGGUUGAGAGACCAAAAAAAAACAAGUUACAAACUAUGAUGCAGAUUGGCAUAUGGAUUGUAUUGUAAUGCAUGCAUUUACUGUGUCAUGGUAUCUCAAAUCAGAAAUUAGUUUUGUUUUUUUGUUUUUUUCAUUUUUAGCUGUUAAUGAGUUGCGUUCUUUGUGUCAAACAUUUUUAUGGAUUCGUUCAAAUUACAAACGUGUUUUAUGUGUUUUCCAGAAGAGGGCAGUGUUGAUCAGGUGCAAGGUGUUGCUGCAGGUGAUAAGAGGAGCAAAGUUCACCUCAUCAGCAGCUGCAGAGUUUUAACCACACAGAAACUGUUGACAUAGUUUUGACUGAGAACUGACAAUCUGUCACAUUCAAGGGAGAACUUGGACAGGCUGGUAUUAAAAGAUGUCUUUAAAGUACAAAGCUAAAAUGUAAAAAACACAAAUCUUGAAAUGUAUGAAUUUUUACAAACUUUGUUGAUUUUAAUAAGAAUUUUUUCCAUUUUUUUUAACUGAACUGACACAGUAAAUGCAUGCAAUAAAACAGAAAUACUGUACAUAUAGCAAUGUACAUGAAUUCAUACCAUUUUUAUAUGACUUGUUUUGAUUUUAGCACCUCAGAUCUUCCAUAUAUCGCUAACUGCUCCUCACCUGAAUCAUCCCCACAGCUGAAACUCAGCAUCACUCAAGCACUGAGCUCAUUUCCACUGUAUGCCACUCUCUCUCCUCUCCAUCGCUCCAAACCUACCAGCCAAACACAGCCCAACAGCGGAAAGAACCUUCUACAAUCAUACGACAGCGAGUGUGAUGUCUUUGUAAGUAGCGUAGCUCCAGGAGAUGUCUAAAUGUGUAAAAACGCUGACACUUUGUUGGACAGGAACAAACUUAUUCCCCCGGUGGGAAAAAAAAAAGUAGACUUUCGUUCAAUGGGAAUGCCAGUUACACAACACCCUGAACUGAUACAAGAAUCAAAAGUUACGUAUAACCAAAUAUUGUACAACUGUUAAAAAAAAAAAAAAAAAAAAAAGAAAAACAGGAAAAAAAAAACAGCAAAACAAAAAAAUCCUUCUGUUUGAGGUCACAUUUAGAAUAAGAAAGUAAAGUAGCAGCUUCUGCGUUUCCAGUCACUGCUGCCCACGUUGUUCCAUGUAGAGCAUCUCGAUGUUUGAGCCACAUCUGAGUCACAGUUCAUGUCAUGUAUUCAUUCACUCUCUCAUCAUCAGUAUGGCUGCGGGUCAGAAGUUUAGCAUGCAUGCUCCUUGUUUAUGUAAAGGACUGACCCAGUGUAACGGUCAAUGAGGUUCACAUGCUACGGUUGGUACCAACACUACUUUGUUUUUAUUUUUCUUUUCGGUUCCCAGACAUCUUUGCACAAAGAGUAUGUCAGGUAAAAGAAAACAUGCAAAAGCAGGGCUCAGGGCAAUGCAUGCAGUUUGCCCUGCAUUACUGAGGCUACUGGCAUUUGACUUGAAAAAGACAAGUACUUCUCUUUGGGCCUUUGUAUGCAGCUGCCAGCAGCUCCAGCUGUUAGAGCAGGAAGGACUCCACUCACUCACUGAAGGUCGAUUGAACAAACGUCAACUUUUAAAUGAAACUAAUGUGGUUUUUUUUGAAGGGGUUUACACUUAGAAGUAAUGUAUACGCUUUUUAAGUUGAUUACCGUCCCAAAGCAUUUCCAAUGCGGAUGUACAUAAAUGAGGACAGCUAGAUGUAAGCAUAUUUAUUGAAUCAAUGGUUUGAAUGGAUUUUUUUUUCUCUUUUUUGCGUGUAGUGAGAUGAAUUGUACUUAUUUAUUUAUCUAUUCUGCUGUAAAAUGGAAUCAGCACCAUAUCCUUGUAAUGAUUGAGUGCAGCAAUAGGGACGAGGGAGGGCAAGGACUAGGACAGGGGUCGUGAAAUAAAAGAUACUCUGGAAUGAUUUUAA
Molecule: messenger RNA, 4686 nt
Organism: Salarias fasciatus (jewelled blenny)
Lineage: Eukaryota; Metazoa; Chordata; Actinopteri; Blenniiformes; Blenniidae
Gene: acsl6
Product: acyl-CoA synthetase long chain family member 6
Exons: 21
Coding region: 342-2510 (722 amino acids)
Biological process (GO): long-chain fatty acid metabolic process
Cellular component (GO): membrane; endoplasmic reticulum
Molecular function (GO): long-chain fatty acid-CoA ligase activity
Source: RefSeq, a predicted model, not a curated record